This is a messenger RNA of Rubroshorea leprosula, 1581 nucleotides long. The record is from the annotation of a GenBank genome assembly. Lineage: Eukaryota; Viridiplantae; Streptophyta; Magnoliopsida; Malvales; Dipterocarpaceae.
AACAACCCAAGAAGGUUAAAAGUAAUGUCAUACCAUUCACCCUUUCAUUACAGAAAAGUUUGAAUAAGUAUCAAAGGCAAAGCCGAAAGCCAAUCCAUUUCAAACAGGUCACCAUGUGGAAUGUUAGAAGAUAGAACAGGAACCAUCAUUGUUUUUUUGUUGCACUCAAUUGUAGCCACCAAGUCUCAUGGUUGGUGGAGUGAGGAUACAUGGCUAUGGUGAGAUUCCAUUGACAAGUGCUUCCAUUGUUUGUAUAUAUGGCAGUGGGAGGUCACUGGUUACUAAACCCUUAAGAAUAUGCUGCUACAAUUGCAAAAAUUCGAAGGAACCAACCAAAUGGGAAUUAGUUCAAGUGAGUUUCUGGGGUGUGCUCAAAAUGAAUCAGUUAAGCAUUUGUUUAAUACCUAGGAUUAUAGUUUUGAGAGACAUUUUGAAACUUAGAAAAUAAUGAAGCAUUUGGCUAUAAAGUGUUUCAAAGUUUGUCAAUGAGCAGCAGUAGGAGUUUUGUGUGGCACUUCUCCUUGAGGGCAAGGACAAUUUUAUGGGGAUUGGAGUGUAUCAGUGGUAUAAGUAUAGAAGGUGCAAAGGAAACAAGUCAUUUUAAGUGGAAGAAGUUGCGUGUUGGAAGUUGCAAUUCCUUAGGAAGUGUUCAUGUUUCUCACAUGUUAAUUCCUGGGAAUCUUCCACGAUUUUGGAAAGAAUUUGUCUAGUAGCAUACCAGCAAAGAAGCCAUGGGAUUUCAAAAAUAUAGUCCUGUACUUGGAACACCAAGCCAAUAGUAUUCCCUUACAAGAUGCACUGAAAACUGUCUCAAAGAAGAUUGGAAUCAAGAAUUUGUUAGUAACAACUAAGAAAUAGAAGGAACUGCAGGCAGGGACUAUGACAAUAGAUAAAUGGAGGACUUACACUUUACAUAAGGAAGUUGUUGAUGAGGGAAUUGUUCUAGCUUCAUUGCUUAGUGUUUUUCUGAAUUUUAAGCAUCCAUAGUAUUCUGAUAGGAUUGAGGACAAACUCAAACGAGGUUUUGCGGCUUAGCUUAUUGCACAACUGUGGCCUGUGUCUCAUUACACAACCCAAUACCCUGCGUUCAUCAUUGCUUCCCAUUCAACCAUUAGAGGGAAGAACCUCUGUUCUAUUAUUUAUUAUUAUUUUUUUUAUAGUUGUUCUAUUGAUUUUUUUACUGAUGUGGAUUAACGGAAUUUGUUGAUUUUUUGGCUGGGUAUAUCUCAAUUUUAUCCAAAGUAAUUAUUUGAUAUAAUAAUAAUUAUGAUUAUUGAGCCGUAACUCUGCCACAUGGUUAUCAUUUUAUUAUUCAAUUUUAUUAUAGGGUGGUGUUAUAGGGACAACCUUUUUGUUCCUACUUCUUUAUACAACUUUCACAUGUCAUUAAAUGAGUAGAUUCAUUCAAUAUCAUAGGUUUCACAUGAAUUAAAAAAACCAAUCAUUUUAAUGACACAUCAGGUUGUACAAAAAGGUGGGAUAAAAAGAUUGUACAAAAAGCAUUUCCCUUUAUUAAAAGAUUUUUUUAAAGAUGAAGUGGGGUCUGCUGCCACGUAGGCAGAAUACAUGGCAAUUUCAUUC